Molecule: messenger RNA, 2408 nt
Organism: Ylistrum balloti
Lineage: Eukaryota; Metazoa; Mollusca; Bivalvia; Pectinida; Pectinidae
Product: parathyroid hormone/parathyroid hormone-related peptide receptor-like
Exons: 13
Coding region: 157-1731 (524 amino acids)
Biological process (GO): adenylate cyclase-modulating G protein-coupled receptor signaling pathway; cell surface receptor signaling pathway
Cellular component (GO): plasma membrane
Molecular function (GO): G protein-coupled peptide receptor activity; peptide hormone binding
Source: RefSeq, a predicted model, not a curated record
UCAGUACCCAGGCUACGUGAAACAGCAUCCUAUCUUCGUUCUUCAGCCUAGAGUCUAGACUGACAGUCAGAUGAAGAACCAGGAAUUGCGCGGACUGAUUGAAAUUCAUCUAAUUAUGGGAUUUAACUUAACAGUAUCAUAUAUCUAAUUAUCAAAAUGGCGGAUCACAAUUCGACGGGAAAUUUCUCUGUGACGACUGUUACACAUUCCAUUUCAACACGCAUUGAACAGCAGCUCCGUCUUACACAGGCAAAAAGUGAUUGCUUUGAGAAAAUCUACAGUAAUGAGACGUACCAAAGUCCCACUGGAGGACUUUUCUGUGGCGUGGCUUGGGAUGAUGUUAUGUGCUGGAAUGCCACACCUGCUGGGACAAUUGCGACACAGCCUUGUGCAACCUACGUUGAUGGCUUCAAGAAGUCGGCGUUUGCCAGCAGACACUGCACAGAAAAUGGUACUUGGUUUAUCAACCCUAAGACGAACAGCACGUGGUCUGAUUACACUCCGUGUGUCCCGGUAAAAGGACUCACUACUAUCGGCGAGCACAUGCCAAGAAUUCGACUAAUGUACAACAUAGGUUAUGGUGUCUCUUUGUGUUCUCUUGUCAUCGCUGUCUUCAUCAUGCUGUGCUGUAGACGGCUCAACUCUAAGAGUAACACGCUACAUAUCAACUUAUUCCUGGCCUUCAUUUUCCGUGCCGUCAUGUCCUUUCUGAAAGACAGCUUGUUUGUGGACGGCCUAGGAUUGGAAAAGGAUAUUAUCCGGAGCGAUGAGGGCAUCAUGUUCCGGAAUGAUGGCUCUUUGCACUGGGAGUGUAAACUUCUGUUUACAUUGUUCGUGUACGGUGUAUUGACUACUAGUAUGUGGAUCUUUAUGGAAGCCCUGUACUUACAUGUCCUGGUAUACCGGACUCUGUUCACGGAACGACAUGGUGUGAAAAUGUACAUCUUCCUCGGCUGGUUGUUACCUGUUAUAUUCAUUGUACCGUGGGUCAUCGUUAGGAUCAACCUAGAGGACGUGUUAUGCUGGAAUACCAGUCCUACAAAGGAAUUCAUGUUGAUCAUCACAGCACCAAUUAUACUUACGACUGUGAUUAAUUUUGUUUUCUUUAUUAAUAUAGUACGGGUUUUAUUCACCCGAGUUAAGACUAAUAGAAAUGUAUCUGGGGCGCGGAAAGUAAGAAAACUCACAAAGUUCAUCGGCGUUUUGAUUCCACUGUUUGGCGUGUGCUACAUUGUAUUCGCCGUGCUGUUCAGAGUGGAAUUGGACGAAGAUUUAGAUGUACCGUAUUUGUACGGCGAAAUGUUCUAUAACUCCUUCCAGGGAUUUAUUUUGGCAAUACUGUUUUGCUUUCUGAAUGAAGAGGUCCACCUCGAGAUCCAGCGAUUUUGGCACAGAUAUGCACUCGGGCGUCAUGACAGCUACGUCUACACCAGAACUGCAUUUAUGUCGUCCUGGCGACACGGCUCCCAAGUGUCACGUGUACCCUCCAAUAAUGGACAUAGUGAAACAUCGGUCAAUGGCAGACUAUUAUGGUCGUCACGUAGUAACCACAAUGGAGCCAAAAAAGGAGCACAAAACUAUAAUAAUAGGUCGUCAUGGAAACGGGAAUAUGCCAUGGACUCGGCAAAUGGAUCAAUGAGAACGCGACCUGGGGAGACCGAUUGUAAGACGUGUUACCUGGGCCUACCACAGAGAGAUUCGAACAGGCAGGAAUUCAUUGAAAUGAGGUGAACGGACGUUUUAUGAAGCCCCAUGGAUCAUGUACUCUGAAGACAUAACGGACAUCCAUCCCCCUACUGUGGAGGGAACCAUAAUUCGAUUAUGUUCAGUGCUGAACACCGUCAAAUGUAUAACUUUCAUAAUAGUUAAAAGACAUCCCAUGAUCUCGCAUUGUCCCUAAUGACCUCAAGGUGGAUCAGAACAGGAUAUCAUUACAAAUCUUAGGUUGAUCAUCAAUUUAGAAAUCAUAGACCACCAGGUAGCUGCAGCAUCACCGCGUCAUCUCAUACGUCCCUACGAAUCAUUGAGCUGACGGUGUCCUAGUUUAUUGUUGAUGACAAUGACAGUAAUGCCGCGUUAUGGUCAUGUAUAUUUAGCUAUGACGACGGAAACAAUUUGAUGUUUUACAGUUAACCAUUUGAGCGUUUUCAGGUCAAUAUUGAUUCCUUGUUUUCAAAAUAAUUACGAAAAUGUAUAAAACUUAUGAUUCAUAUAAUUAUGUUGCAGAAAAUGUUCAUGUAAAUUAAGAAGCUGGAGACAUAUCUGCUUUCAUGUACUUGUUUGAGCUAGAUUGGAAGAAAAUACAACUGCUCAUGGAAGUGUAGCGCGCUAGAACGAUAGUUGUCCUUCAUUUUGUGUAAAAGAAUUUUGCCAUCAAUCAACUGCAUAUUAAAGUGAUACUCAUUGUC